Messenger RNA from Cheilinus undulatus (humphead wrasse), 4644 nucleotides. It is a transcript of the gene arhgef16, whose product is annotated as Rho guanine nucleotide exchange factor (GEF) 16. Lineage: Eukaryota; Metazoa; Chordata; Actinopteri; Labriformes; Labridae. The coding region runs from base 338 to 2446 and encodes 702 amino acids. The record is from RefSeq and is a predicted model, not a curated record. Gene Ontology annotation, biological process: activation of GTPase activity. The transcript has 16 exons. Gene Ontology annotation, molecular function: protein binding; guanyl-nucleotide exchange factor activity.
CAUGAAAAUCCGUCCAUGACUUUUUGAGAUUAUGUUGCUAACAAACUAACAAACGAACAAACCCACCCAAUCACAUAACCUCCUUGGCAGAGGUAACAAAGACUAAGGAAUAUUUAGUAGCAUUGCACAAGUAAAGGAAGAGGGAAAGGAGGCAAGGGGAUCAUCCAUCAUGGGCUGCUUGUGCCAAAAGAACAGAGAUCAUGUGACCUGCUGAUGGUGAUGUUACUUUCUUUGGCGGGAAAUAUGGAAAGGCAGUGAGGUAUGAGACUCUUCAAAUGCUGUAGCUGCUGAAAGUCUUAGUCGGCCGAGUAAGGUUCUCACCUUAGAAGUGGGUGCCAUGUCCAACAGCCCAUCUGACAGCUCCAUGGCCGACCAGGCCUCUCUAAUCCUGGAGAGCCACUUUGCUACAGAACUCCAUAUAUCAGAGCCAGGUGAUGAAAGCUGCCAAUCACAAAGCUCCUCAACAACCCAGUCUGAAGACUCCAUUCUGCAGGGAGAUGAAGUAGACAGGAAGGUGGUGCCUCAACAUGUGGUUCUCAGCACCCAAAGUCCUGCAGCACUGAAGACUGGCACCUAUCAACUCAUCCCCAAAAAUUUGGCUGUAGGCAGCCGACCUAAAAACCGCCACCACACUACUGUGGUGACCUUCCCAGUGGGACUGGAGAUCUCCAGUAGUGGUAUCAGGAGUCGUCACUCAGCCCAGGGUCCAGAUGUGUCUUGGGAGGACUAUGAUAGUGAUGGAGAUGGUUUUGCGUUGAGGAGGAACCGAAGGAACAAAUCAUACAGAGCGGCUGUGACCAGCCUAGACAUUGAAGCUAUGGCUGCAGGACAAGGGUCACCAUCACAACUGAAACCAGUCAGAGAGGAUAGAGCACAAAGUCCUGGUCCUGCUCGCAGCCCUGGGCGCAAGCGAACCCUGGGAAGAAGAAAGAGGAACCAGAACAAGCGUGGGUCCUUCAAAGACGCUACACCACGCCUCUACCAGGAGAUUCGCGAGAGAGGCCUGCACUCCACGAACCAGGAUGAGCUUCUAGAUGACUUUGUGGUUGUGGAGGCUCCUGUAGAGGAUCAGGGCAUCGUGGUCAAGAGCUACCGACCUGUACAGCUCACUUGGAGCCAGCUGCCACAGGUGAAGGACACAGGCAUUCUGACAAACAUCUCACCUCAGGAACGAAAGAGACAAGAGGCCAUUUUUGAGAUAAUCACAUCAGAGCACUCAUACCUGCACAGCCUGGGUAUCCUGGUACGUCACUUCAAGAGUAAUGAGGCCUUGAGGAAGACAAUGACGGCCACAGAGCACCAUCACCUCUUUUCCAACAUUUCGGUCAUCCAUCAAGUCAGCAGACGUUUUUUUGAGGACCUUGAACGGCGUCACUAUGACAACCCAGUAAUCCGGGACAUUAGCGAUAUUGUUCAGAACCACGCUGCCCACCACUUUGAGCCCUAUAUUGUCUACUGCUCUAAUGAAACCUUUCAGCAGAGAACAUUGCAAAAGCUGCUGACCAGUAACGCUGCUUUUAAAGAGACCCUAAGGCAAAUUGAAGGGAGCAGUGAAUGCGGAGGCCUGCCCAUGAUCUCUUUCCUUAUCCUUCCGAUGCAGCGAGUCACCAGACUGCCACUGCUAUUGGAUACGAUUUGCCAGAAAACUCCAGAUAAGACAGCAGAAUACUUUGCUGCUGUCUGGGCUCUGCAUGCCAUCAGCAAGUUAGUUUCUAGCUGCAAUGAUGGGGCAAGGCGGAUGGAAAGGACGGAGCAGAUGUAUACAAUCCAAAAACAGAUGGAGUUUGGUAAAAUUAAGCCAUUUCCUCUAGUAUCAUCAUCACGGUGGCUGAAGAAGCGUGGUGAACUUGCUGUGUUUAGUGAGGAGCUCAGCAUCUGGAGAGCUUUCAGUACAAGGAGCUACUACCUGUUUCUAUUUAAUGAUGUACUAAUUGUCACUAAGAAGAAGAGUGACGAGAGCUUUGUAGUGAUGGACUAUGCCACCCCAGAGAAUGUGGAGGUGGAGGUUGGUGAGGAUGCAGAAGGACAGCUGUCUCCACCUUCCAGGAACAGCCACUAUCUUUCCUUCAGACUGCAGAUGAGCAAGAACAGUGAAGGGAGAGCAGAGCAGAUCUCUCUGGUGGCUGAGUCCAGGGUGGACCGGGCGCGUUGGAUAGUUGCUCUUACUGAACACAAGGGGGUGGCCAAUUCCACUCCAACAGCUGGUCAGCCACAAUAUGAAGCCACAAAAGCAUACAUGCCAAAGGAGCCAGAUGAGUUGGGACUGCAACAAGCUGAGCUUGUCAUCGUCCUGCUCAAAGAAGAAGCCUGGUGUUAUGGGGAGAGAAUGCGAGAUGGAGAAAAAGGCUGGUUCCCUGCUAGCUGUGCAACAGAGAUUACUAAUCCUACUGCCAUGGAGAACAACGUGCAACGUAUGAAACGCCUGCGCAAAGAAACAAAUGUGUGAGCACCCAACUGCUUUAUUCUAAAUGGGUACAGUAACCUGGGGUAGAGUGACCUUCAUAGUGUUCUGUUUUUAUUUUACUGUGGGUUAAAUAAUAUUGAAUAACACUGAAAUAAUUUACAGUGGCCCGCAAGUCAAUUACUGAAAGAAUCAAAGUUAUAAUAAGUAUCCAAAAUGACCAAUGAAACAGCCAUGGUGGAGUGCAAACCUUAAAAGUAACCAUGACUAUUUUGUCUUGAAUCCAACAGCCAUGGUUUCUGCUAUCUCUCGUCAUAUCCAAACCAACUAUCCAGAAUAUUAAUAUAAAACUAUUUUAAAAUUUGUGCAUUUAUCCUCAUUGGUUUCUACCAUGAACACCUUUGUUAAGCAGGGUUGUUAGUUUGAAUGAUACUCCUCUCCAAAAGUAUUGGAACAGUGGGCCCAGUUCCUUUAUUUUUGCUGUAGACUGAAGACAUUUGGGUUUGAGACAAAAAGCUGAAUAUGAGACUUUUCUGUUUUUAUUUCCAGGUAUUUACAUUUGGAUCUGAUACACCACUUAGGAGAUAGCUUUAUUUACAAUGGAACACCUAAUUUUUAGGUGAUCAGAAGUAUUGGAACAGAUUAAACAGAUAAGACUUUAAUGCAAUAACUGCAUCAAGCCUGUGACCUACUGACAUCACCAAACAUUUGUAUUCCUCUUUUGUGAUGCUUUUCCAGGCUUUCACCGCAGCCUCUUUCAGUUGUUAUUUGUUUCAGACUCCCUUCAGUCACCUGUUUAAGUCUCCUCUUAAACAGGUAAAAUACAUGCUCUAUAGGGUUUAAGUCUGGAGAUUGACUUGGCCAGUCAAAAACCUUCCACGCCUUUGUUACUUAGCCAGUGUGUUUUGGGCAUGAUGAAGGAUCUCCCAAUCAGUUUGGUUGAGUAUUUCAUUAAAUUGGCACACAAAAUGUUUUCGUAGACAUUUCGCUGCUGUCAUCAUGUGUUACAUCAUCAAUGAAGAUUAAUGAGCCCAUCCCAGAUGAAACCAUGCAAGCCCAAGCCAUGACAUUACCUCCACUGUGUUUCACAAAUGAGCAUGUUUGUUUGUGAUCAAGAGUAGAUCCUUUUCUUUCUCCAAACCUUAGCCUUUCCAUCACUUUGGUGAAAAGUUUAUGCACCAUUAUCAUCUUUGUCUCAUCAGUCCAUAAAACUUUGUCCCAGAAUGUUUGACUCUCAUCUCUGUACUUUUGGCAAAUUCCAGCCUGGCUUUCCUGUUUUUCUCGCUAAUGAGUGGUUUGCAUCUGGGUUAGCCUCUGUACUUUCAUUCAUGAAGAAAAGUAAAUGGUGACACCUUCACUCCUGCCCUCUGGAGGUUGUUGCUGAUGUCACUAACAGUAGCUUUAGCAUCUUUCUUUACAGCUCUCACAAUGUUUCUGUUGUCAACUGGUCACGUUUUCCUUGGUCUUCCUGUCAGUACCUGAAUGUUACAUGGAUUUGGCUAUGGCCAAUGUUUUUAAUUGAUUUUCCAUCUUCUCUUAGCUUCACAAUUGCUUGUUUUUCACCCAUAGACAGCACUCUGGUUUUCAUAUUGGUUACACCUCUGACUAUAAAUGCAGUCUGCACAGGAAAAACCCAAAUCUGAAACUGAGUGUAGACAUUCAGCACUAUUAAUUGUGUGAAUAAUCAAUGUAAAAGGACACACCCGGGCAACAAAACACAACUGUCAGUCACAUGUUCCAAUACUAUUGCGCACAUAAAAAAAAUGGCUGGGUUCAAACAAAAGGUACUAUCUAGUCGCGUAUUGGAUCUAGAUGGAUCCACCUGGAAAUAAAAGCUGAAAUAUUGUCUCAUAUUCAUCUUUUAAUGUCAAACCCAAAUGUUUUUAGUCUACAACAAAGACAAAGGAAUUGGCCUCACCGUUCCAAUACUUUGGAGGGGAGUGUACAUGCUGAGCUAAGACAAGGUCCUCAGAUUUGCACAGGUUUAGGCUAAAAGCUUUAAACCUUCAACUGUUUGGCUCGAAGUUUGCAUGCAAAAAAACACUGUUCAGACUUGCUUUAAUUAGUUUUGUCACCUAACCUCAUAGCUAAAAAACUUCAUCUUUAGCUCAAAUGUUGAGUUUUGCAGUGUUGUGGUUGCAUGAUGCUGUCAAGGGCCUUCUUGUUAUGGGGAAUAGUAAAUGUGAAAAAAAAAGUCCAUGUCUCUUCAUCCUAGUAAAAUCUGCCUUUUUGAAGUGGUUAUU